GUUCAGCUCACAAGAGCUAAUUCUUUCGUUUUCCCCUGGGAAUUCACUUAUCUUCGCCCCCUUUCUCUGGCCUCCCGUCGUCACCCUGGAGGCUGCUUCAGCACGGAUGGCAGCUAGGGACCGCUUUGGUGGUGCCUAUGCUGACCUGGCCUUCACCCCUCUUCAACGGGCGAUUCGGAAUGCUUGUGACCUCUCGCACUAUGAACCGAAUCUCGCCCUAAACCUCGAAGUUGCCGACCUGGUCAAUUCCAAGAAAGGCAAUGCACCUCGAGAAGCAGCGCUUGAGAUCGUCCGUCUCAUCAAUUCCCGGAACCAGAAUGUGUCGUUGCUAGCACUGGCGCUUCUCGAUAUUUGCGUUAAAAACUGCGGGUACCCCUUUCAUCUCCAGAUCAGCACCAAGGAGUUCCUGAAUGAAUUGGUGCGUCGCUUCCCCGAGCGGCCGCCUAUCCGGCCCUCGAGGGUUCAACAUCGCAUCCUAGAGUCGAUCGAGGAGUGGAGGCAGACGAUAUGCCAGACAUCGCGGUAUAAAGAGGAUCUAGGGUUUAUUCGGGAUAUGCAUCGGUUACUUCUGUACAAGGGCUAUGUGUUUCCCGAGAUUCGUCGCGAGGAUGCGGCGGUCCUCAACCCCAGUGACAACCUGCGCUCGGCUGAGGAGAUGGAAGAGGAAGAUAAAGAAGCCCAAUCGGCCAAAUUGCAGGAGCUGAUUCGCAGAGGUACGCCAGCCGACCUACAGGAAGCGAACCGGUUGAUGAAGGUUAUGGCGGGAUACGACAACCGACACAAAACCGACUACCGGGCUAAAGCGGCAGAGGAAGUGGCUAAGGUGCAAGAGAAGGCUAAGAUCUUGGAGGAAAUGCUGCAAAGCCAUGCGCCCGGAGAUCGGCUCGCUGAGGGUGAUGUGUUCGAGGAGCUUGCUGGUGCCCUUCAGAGUGCGCACCCGAAGAUCCAGAAGAUGUGCGAGGAGGAGUCGGACGACCCAGAAGCCGUUCGCAAGCUUCUAGAGAUCAACGAUAGCAUACACCGCACCGUUGAACGAUACAAGCUGGUCAAGAAAGGCGAUCUUGAGGCGGCGUCGAGGAUUCCCAAGGGUACCUUGGGCACUACCACCGGAGUGUCCAAGAACUCCAACAAUGAGUUGUCCCUAAUCGAUUUCGACCCGGAGCCUAGUUCGAACGGGAACGCCGAGCAACCCCAGCCGGGUGCUAGCUCUCUUGAGAAUGACUUGCUUGGCCUUUCAAUUGAGGAGCCGCUCCCUGCUAGCGGUGGGAUAUCACUAGGAUCAGGACCAAGGCCGAUGACAUCUGUUACUCCACCGGUUCCCCAGAAUGCUGGCUCAUUCAACCCCAACUAUGACAUUCUUUCCUCGUUGAGCUCAUCGCAACCUCCAUCUAAGUCGUCCAGUCCGGCCCCGGGAUUUACUCGGCGCCAGAACGCGACGGCAACGCCUCCACCUUCCGCCGCAGUCGACCCAUUUGCAUCAUUGAUGUCUGCAAGCCCGCGGAACCCAAGCCCCCUCCCAUCCGGCAGCUCUACGAGUCCCCGAGCGCCGCCUUCUUCCUCUUUACGCGACCUAGCAGGCAGCGGGCCAUCGGUGCCCGAGCGGACGAGCGCCAAGGGGGCGGAGGAUGACGAGUGGAAUUUUACAUCCUCGCUGCCCGAGAGUAGUUUACCCAGCACGAGUCGGGUGCAUGUCCUAAACUCGGCAUUGAAGAUUGAAUUUGUUGUGCGACGGCACCCGCAGCAACCGCGACAGAUUCACAUUGUCGCGCUGUUCUCGAACGGGACUAACCAGGUCUUGAACGAGCUACACUUUCAAGUUGCGGUAGAGAAGGCGUAUACAUUACACCUCCGACCGCAGUCUGGACGAGAGAUCGCGCCGCUUCAGACCAACGGGGUACAGCAGGAGAUGCUGAUUGACGGGAUUGACGUAGGCAAGGGGAACUCUGUGAAGAUUCGAUUCAAGGUCGCAUACCAAGUUGGCGGCAAGCGAACAGAGGAGCAAGGGAUGGUUCCCCCGUUGGGAAUUGCAUGAUAGAUUUCCUGCAAUCGGAUUGUAUUUAAGAUUUCGUGAAGCAUCAUCCAUCACAUUCCAUGAUUUACAUUAGCCUUGAGAGAAGCCGUGUUGUGAUAUACCUGUUUACUAGUGCCAUCAUUUUCUUCUCUUUCUUUCUCUUUCUUUCUCUUUACUUGAUUCCUGAGAUAAGUAUAAGAAGUAGAUAAAGAAAGAAAAAAAAAAGGAGGUAUUUCG
Messenger RNA from Aspergillus ochraceoroseus IBT 24754, 2248 nucleotides. RefSeq names its product VHS domain protein. The record is from RefSeq and is a predicted model, not a curated record. Bases 107 to 2032 code for a protein of 641 amino acids. Gene Ontology annotation, molecular function: ubiquitin binding; phosphatidylinositol binding. Gene Ontology annotation, biological process: Golgi to vacuole transport; Golgi to endosome transport; protein transport to vacuole involved in ubiquitin-dependent protein catabolic process via the multivesicular body sorting pathway. Gene Ontology annotation, cellular component: trans-Golgi network. NCBI's taxonomy places the organism in Eukaryota, Fungi, Ascomycota, Eurotiomycetes, Eurotiales, Aspergillaceae. The transcript has 8 exons.